Jatropha curcas is the source of this 1363-nucleotide messenger RNA. Its product is annotated as F-box protein At2g17036. Gene Ontology annotation, molecular function: protein binding. NCBI's taxonomy places the organism in Eukaryota, Viridiplantae, Streptophyta, Magnoliopsida, Malpighiales, Euphorbiaceae. The record is from RefSeq and is a predicted model, not a curated record.
UCUUCGGAAUCUUUCAACAAUGCAAAAUCCUCCUGUUGAUUGACUUUCUCACCAGCCACAGAAGACUGGCUUGACGCCUUCGAAACACAAAGAUCUAGAUGGCAACCAUGAUUCAACGCGAAGAAAAUAAUAAAGCAAGGACUUCAUCUUCUUCGUGGUUACAACUUCCUUCCGAUCUUUUGUGUGAGAUCGCGAAACGGAUAAACUCUUACGAUGAUUUUAUUUCUUUUGGCGCAGUCUGUCCGUCAUGGCGAUCCGCUGCGAUCAACGAAAAUUUCAACAGAUCUCCUCAAAUUCCUUGGCUAUUACUUCGAACAAACGGUUGUAGCCCUGUACUGUUCAACAAUUCAAAACGGAAAUUUCAUAAACCUUAUUUACCUGAAGCCAAUUCAAGGUACGAUCCUUGUUUUUCUUUUGCUUCCCAUGGCUGGCUCUUGAUUCAAACUAGCCAAAUCUUUCUUUUGCAUCCUUUAACUCGUCGAAAGAUUCUCCUUCCGGAGGUGAUCAAAAAGAGUGUGGAACUUAUUCACUUCACGAUUGAGCUCAGCUUUAAGGCUGCCUUGUCUUCUAGUCCAACUUGUACUGAAAAUUUUUCUGUUGUGGUUACUUAUCAUCGUGGAUUGGCUUUUUAUAAAUCAGGCCACUCAAAUUGGACAUAUUUAGUUGUAGAUGGUGUUACUCGCAUUCUUGAUGUUAUAUUUUUCAAAGAUCAGUUUUAUUUUCUUGAUAAUAGAGGAAGGAUUUUAGUUUUGGAGGUUGAAGAUGAUUUUAAGACUAGAGUUAUCCUUCAAUUACCCUAUGCUGUGUUUAUUCAUGCGGUUUAUGAAUUCCAAAAGUGUUAUCAUCUAGUCGAAAUGGAAUUAUCAAAAUCAAAGUCAUUGAUGCUAGUUUUGCAGAGAAAGCGAGAUUUUUCUCACACAGAAGCAUUUGAAGUUUUUAAAUUGAACUUUGAGAAUGGUAAGUGUGAAGAGGUUGAGAGAUUGGACAAUAAAGCAUUGUUUUUGGGUCAGAAUUCAAGUUUGUGUGUUGAUGUCAAGAGGAGAUCGUUUAGGACUGGGUAUAUGGCCAAUCGUAUAUACUUCAUUGAUACUGAAGCUGCAAGUCGUUAUAGGGUUGGUAGGGAGAAGAAUUUGGGUAUCUAUAAUAUGCAGACUGGGAGAAUUGAGAGAAGUUUUGCAAAUAAUUGUGCAUAUCUCAGUCCACUCAUGUGGAUUGAGUUAUUGCCUUGACCUUGUUUCAAACUGUAGUAAGAUAUACUUGGUUUAUGAAUAUGUUAAGAAGAUUGAGUAUGUAAUGUUUUCCCUUUUGUUUGUAAAUAAAUAACAGACACCACUUACUUAGAUACCACUUUAUAUUGAUCUUU